AUGCUGUCCUACAAGGCGAGGGAGGGCUCCUGCCACGCCCUGGAGGAUUACCUCCGGAGGCUGCGGGAGGACAGCGCGCUGCUGAAGACGCACUGCUACAGAGCGGCGCUGGAGAACUUCAUCCGAGACGCGAGGCCCGAGCUGCGGAGAGCGGGGAUCCAGACCGUCAAGAAGUCUCACCUGCUGCCCUUCACAGAGUAUGCCCGGCUGGGUCUGCCCCGGGUGGGUCUGCCUGAGGACCUGGCCCUGGACCCUGAGCGGGUGGAGGCCAUGCUGAGGCUCCAGGGCCGGGUGGUGGUGUUCUACAGCCUGGCUCUGCUGCUGGCUCCGGUGGUGGAGAGUCUGGUGCUGCUGGACCGGAUCCUCUUCCUCCAGGAGAACGGUGUGAGCAGUCGGCUGGUUCCACUCUUUGACCCAAACUUCUCUCCAAGAAACUUUGUCCUGGUGGCUCUGAAGCAGCGUCCAUGA
Knipowitschia caucasica is the source of this 468-nucleotide messenger RNA. NCBI's taxonomy places the organism in Eukaryota, Metazoa, Chordata, Actinopteri, Gobiiformes, Gobiidae. The record is from the annotation of a GenBank genome assembly.